AUGAAGGUCGUCAUCGCGGGUUCAACGGGUUUCGUCGGCCAAGAAGUCGUUCGACAAGCUCUUUACCAUCCUCUAAUCACCAAAGUCGUCACUCUCUCACGGCGCGAUCACGAGCUCGCAGAAGAUCUAAAAAGACCAGAAUUCGAAGAGAAGUUUACGUCUGUCAGCUGUUCAGACUUUAAGAGUUAUCCUCAAUACGUCAAGGAUGAGAUCUCUGGCGCAGACGCCUGCAUAUGCCGACACAUUUGCCAAACUUCCACGCGAGGGCAAGCCAGAGCCUUUGAGGUUUAUCUACGUCAGCGGUUCCAACGCCGAGCGAGAUCCUGCAAAGAAACCUUGGAUCCUUGGAGACUAUUGUCUACUAAGAAGAAGCAAAUCCUAGAGCGUGCACACCUAUCCGAUGGCAGAAUGCAGGUCCUUGUCACUAAAUCUGGGAUGAUUACAGACCCCGACAUGGGAUUUGUAAAACAGGCUUUCCGCUUCUUCUCACAUGCCAUCGUCAGUGUUCCGAGUAUUGGACUGGUCGAGAUGACAGCUGCGCUAUUGAAUCAAGCUGUCAAUGGUCUGAACAAGGAAACAUUAUUGAAUGCGGAAAUGGCAGAGAUUGGAAAGAAGGAAUUGGUUCGGAUGGAGAAGAACCUUGAUUGA
Messenger RNA from Fusarium graminearum PH-1, 648 nucleotides. RefSeq lists its product as uncharacterized. Bases 1 to 648 code for a protein of 215 amino acids. The record is from RefSeq and is a predicted model, not a curated record. The transcript is spliced from 3 exons. NCBI's taxonomy places the organism in Eukaryota, Fungi, Ascomycota, Sordariomycetes, Hypocreales, Nectriaceae.